This is a messenger RNA of Maylandia zebra (zebra mbuna), 1859 nucleotides long. NCBI's taxonomy places the organism in Eukaryota, Metazoa, Chordata, Actinopteri, Cichliformes, Cichlidae. The record is from RefSeq and is a predicted model, not a curated record.
GCCUGAAAGACGGCACAGCACAGGAGAGGGAGCAAGAAGCUUCCAGAGCUAAAGCCUCCCAGAAGCUGUUUUCCAGGGAAGGUCGACUCUGGAGCUUCUCGGAGCUGCAGGAGUUUUGCAAGGAUGCAACAUCUUGCACCAAACUCUGCAGUCGUCUUCAGAGUCGUGGCUUUAUCAUCACAGACACUCCCCAAACCUUCCCAACACAGAGGUCUGAUGAGCUUGUUGCCACUCUGGCUCACACAUACUGCAGGACACAUACGCACUUUGAACACUGUCUUACUGUCACCUUUGCAACAGCUCUGAUAAGAAGGAAGUCCUCGCCGUGGCCAAAAGGGACAUCGAGUAUUUCCACCAAAAGCUUGCAGGCGGUGAUUGCAUCCCCAGCGUUGCCAUGACAACGUUCAGGCAGUACUGCGAGGCCAUCCUGAUGUUACAGCACGGACUGACAGCAGGUGCUGUUCAGGAACUUUCUGUGCAGGACUGGAUGGAGCGAAGGGCAAGCUUGAGGAUGACCAUCCAGGAAGAAGAACUGUUGGAGUGCUACUUUAAGAACAUCCGCCCAGUGUGCUUACAAAACCAAAGAGCUGGCAGUGACGACGGGGGCAGGUUCUUCCUGGGAGAAGGUGGGGUCCCUCUGACCAACCCAGGAGGAGAUGUAUGGCGCCUGAGGGCCAGAUACCUGCGCAGCGACACUGAGGAUCCUGCGGCUGGGUCAGCAUCACACUCAGCAGGAGUAGAAACCUCGGGACAGGCCAGGUCCAUUUCCACAAAGCGCCUACCAUUCAGGGAAUGGGAUGCCUUCCAGCGGACCUUCCCAGUAACCCUAAAUGGAGAGCCACCUUCAAAACGCCGGUGUGUACAGGCUGGUUUUCCACACUACCGAGCCCACUACAAAAGGUGGAGGGAGCUUCAGCUUAAGCAGAGAGUUCAGCAUAUCCUCGUAUUCCUCACGCCUCGCUCUGGGACAGGGUGUGCCAGAAGAGGCAACGCCCCUCAGCGUGCAAGAGUACAGACGGCAUUAGAUAAGGAGACCUGGAGCACCAACAAGCCCACUGUUGAUGCCGUCCUACGGGCCUGGGGUGCUCCACAGCCCAGGAUCCAGGACAGCCCGUCCCUCAUGUCCUCGAUUUCAGAGCAGAAAUGGAUUGGCCUGGCUUUGAAGGACUUCGGGGGGGAAAGGGGCAAAGGUGUCAUCGCCCUGAUGCCCUUCAACAAAGGAGACGUCGUCUGCGACUACCAUGGGACGUGCAUCACCAAAGCUGCAGGGAAUCAGAGGCGGCAGUCAGGGUCUCUCUUCUUCUACAGGGACGAGUGCCACAGGGCUGAUGCCACUGCGUCCCCCUGUGCCUGCCACCUGCACAAGGACUCCUAUAGAAGGCACAUGAACCAUUGCCAAAGGAAUCCAAACGUGAAGCCACAAAGGUUCACCAUGAACUUCCCUGCUGGUCCUCGGGAGAGUGUGCUGUUCAUCGCCCUGAGGGACAUCGCGGUUGGAGAGGAGCUCCUGUGGGACUAUGGAGUCUAGAGAUGGCACCGUGUUUUAUGUCCCAUAUCCUACAUUUGGAUUUCUGCCCACACCGACAUGACUCCAAUAGAGUGUAUUUUAUAAUCAAUAAAACUGUGUUUUUUAAUAUAUUGCUGCGUUUUGUAUAAGUUCAAACUCAAACUAAAGCUAUUCUGUUAUAUAUCUUUCUCAGAGGUGAAAUGCCGGUUGACUCGAUCCAUCACUGAUGGAGUCUCCCAUAAAUCCUUUGGCUGGACAUUUGACUUGUCUUUAUUUUUCCUUUGUUUGAUGCUUGGCUUUUGUUGUGUCUGACUUUUUCUGAUUAAAAGAAAAUUGAGCUCACAGGACACCA